UCUAAUUUGUUUCACUUUUUAGGAUAUCCAUACCUCAUUAGUCCACCUAGACUUCUUUCAAAUGAAUACGAGGCGAUAGAGAUUGAAUUGAAUUUCAAAUCGGAUAAUAUAAAAGGAGGAGAUAACAAUAUAAAGUUGAAAUACUAUCAAAUAUUUUAUAAAUCAAUAAUUGAAGGGGAAUUUACAAAAUCUGAAAUUAAGCUAAUAAAUGAAACUAGUAAUAGAACCACAGUCAUUCUACACGAUUUAGAACCUGAUACCACAUAUAAAAUUGGUGUUCUGGUUAUAACAAAUGAUGGCAAUUUCAACCGUGAAGAUAUAGUUUUUAAUCAAUAUAAGACUUCAUGUAUCCAACCUUUUAUUACUGAUUACAACAUUCAUUUAAUCAGUGGGAUAAAAAGCGUCAGCGUACAAUGGGAUAAAAUACAUCUUAAACGAUUAGAAUGCAAUAUAAUUGAAUAUGUUUUGACAUUAACGUUUAACCAAUCACAAAAUCAAAUGACUUUUAUUGAAGAAAUAAAAUCAAGUUCCAAUUAUAGUGGCCUCUCAAUAGGAAAUCUUUAUCCUGGAUACAAUUAUAGUAUAUCUCUGACUCCUAAGACUAAUAAAGGACAAUUAAUUUCGUCGCCUACUUAUUCAUUUACUCCCCAAAUAACAAAAAACGACGUCAUUAUUAAAGAUAUUAUUGCAACUACGACUGAUAAAAUUAAAAUCUCCUGGAAAUUAGUAAAUGCUUACCAACACGACACAAUAGUUGUAAAUGCACCUUUUACGUAUGUUGUCAGAUUCAAACUGCAACGAAUUCUCAGUUGUUCUUUGGAAAAAUUAGAAAACAAUUGGACAUCAAUUAUAAUUUUCAAUCGAACGAACUAUGAAAUAUCCGCGAUACCUAAUUCGCAGUACUGUAUACAAGUUACAGUUGCUAAUGAUGACAUAAAUACUCAACAAGGAUCCCAGAUUUACGCAUUAACACCAGCAUCAGUCCCACAGACUGAACCUAUUUUUGACCUUGAAUACCCAAUGUAUGUGACGAAUGACUCGGUGUUUGUUCAGUGGAAAAUCGAUCCCGUAAAUUGUUCAAAGUUAAAUGGAUUCUUAUCAACGUUUUAUAUUGAAUUGAAGGAUAUGGUAGAUGACACAUUAGAAAUAAUAGAAACAAAACAAAACUACUUUUACACCAAUAAGCUGAAAUCAAAUAAUUAUUAUGAAGUAAAAGUGUUUAUAAAAACACACAUCGGUUAUAAUCUUGAACAUUAUCUGUUCACCAACUUUACAACUAAAUCAAGAUAUUUAGCACCAGUUGAUGACUUAGUAGCUUAUAAAAAAAGUCUUAAACAUCAGUUAGUAGGGCUUCGUUGGUAUUAUUCAAACGAUGCAAAUUUAGAUGGAUUUAUAGUUUCAAUUAAUGAAGACGCUUUUGGAAAUGCAAACAAUAUUUCUAUAAUUGCCCCAACGAAAUGUUCUGCUUGGCCAGAAUACUAUUGCCAUACUUAUCAUAAUUUGAGUCCUAUAAACAACUUCACGUUUAAAAUAAAACCAAAGUCGUUCGAUUAUCCUGAAGGUGGUCAUGGGUCGUCCAUUUCAUUCAACUUAAACGAUGAAUUGCCAGACUCUCCAAAUAAUUUAAAAAUUAUUGACAUUGGAAAUACUUUUAUGACUCUCCAGUGGGAUAUACCAUGGAUAUUUAAUGGAGUAUUGAAAAUGUACAUCAUUAACGUAGAAGAAAUAUCAUAUAAAGAUAUGAAUUUGAAUUCUGGCAUUCAAACAACAGAAUUACCAAUUUAUGAUGAAUUACCUUCUUAUAAUUAUACGGUCAAAAAUCUAAAUCCUGGCUCCACUUAUUCAAUUGGAAUAUUAUCCGUAUCUACGUCACUAUGGUAUAGUUUUCCAAUCAAAAUUCAAGCAAAAACACUUGUAGGCACUUAAUUAUUGUUUACGUGACCAAUGUUUAUUAUUUUUAUCAACAGUAAUUUAUAUUUAAUACGACAAGUCGAAAUCAUAAUAUUUCACAUUAUUUUUCUUUAUUAUUUAUCUAACACAAUCAUGCUAUUAUACGAGUAUGUAUGUUGCAUUUUAUGUUAUAUUAUUAAGUGCUUUUCUAUACAUAUUAUAAUUUAUACAUUAUGUUUUGUAGUUUCAUGCUAAUUUAUAUCGUAGCGUGUAGACGUAUAAGUGUUUAAAACGGUGAAACAUUAUACUAUAACCUUUAUAAGACUUAUUUUGUCAGAGCCAAUAUGUGUUUUGAAUAACUAUUCUGUUACUUAGUAGAGAACUGAGUGAUUUAAAUUUAA
Acyrthosiphon pisum (pea aphid) is the source of this 2291-nucleotide messenger RNA. RefSeq lists its product as uncharacterized. The record is from RefSeq and is a predicted model, not a curated record. Gene Ontology annotation, molecular function: protein binding. NCBI's taxonomy places the organism in Eukaryota, Metazoa, Arthropoda, Insecta, Hemiptera, Aphididae. The coding region runs from base 499 to 1926 and encodes 475 amino acids. The transcript is spliced from 12 exons.